Arachis duranensis is the source of this 1041-nucleotide messenger RNA. RefSeq names its product NADPH:quinone oxidoreductase. The transcript has 3 exons. The coding region runs from base 166 to 762 and encodes 198 amino acids. The record is from RefSeq and is a predicted model, not a curated record. Gene Ontology annotation, molecular function: FMN binding; oxidoreductase activity. Gene Ontology annotation, cellular component: cytosol. Lineage: Eukaryota; Viridiplantae; Streptophyta; Magnoliopsida; Fabales; Fabaceae.
AAUUAGAACCCCCAAACUUGAAUUCAUUCCGUAUUCCCAAAGUCCACUCCCUCUAAAAUAUUCGACACGCUCUUUUAACGCAAAAUCUUAUAUAUAUAUCACACUUUCCCUCAUUCCAUUCACCAUCGAAAAUAUUUAACUGAAACAACGGGGACAAAGAAAGACAUGGCAGCACUCAGUGGAACUUCCUCGCAGAUUAUUAAGGUUGCGGCGCUUUCUGGUUCGCUGCGAAAGGGAUCUUACAACAGAGGUCUUGUCCGUUCAGCUAUUGAGCUAAGCAAAACUGCGGUUGAAGGCCUCCAAAUUGAGUACAUUGACAUUUCGCCGCUGCCAUUAUUGAACACUGAUCUUGAGAAGGAAGGGACUUACCCUCCAGAAGUUGAAGCGUUUCGCCAGAAGAUUCUUGUAGCUGACAGCAUUCUUUUCGCUUCCCCUGAGUAUAAUUACUCAAUUGCAGCACCUUUGAAGAACGCAAUUGACUGGGCAUCUAGAGCACCAAAUGUUUGGGCUGGUAAGCCUGCGGCCAUUGUAAGCGCCGGAGGAGGCUUUGGGGGAGGAAGAUCACAAUAUCAUCUCCGCCAAGUGGGGGUUUUCCUCGAUCUGCAUUUCAUAAAUAAACCUGAGUUCUUCCUAAAUGCAUUCCAGCCUCCCGCAAAGUUUAACGAUGAUGGUGAUUUGAUUGAUGAAGAUGCCAAGAAACGGUUGAAGGAAGUGCUUCUGUCCUUGAAGAAAUUCACCCUGCAACUCAAUGGAAAAAACUGAAGGAACUCUUAUCCCGGAAAUAGUUGAAAUAUGCAUUUCAGAUCCAUUCCUUUAUUUAAAAAAUAAAAUUACCAUUUGAUUUGGAUUUCACUUACUUUUUUUUUUCAGUUCCACGAUUUGUAACAGCAAGAUGCAGUGGUACUUUACUUACAUUUCAAAUUUUCUGCAUGUUUAAUUUCGUUGCUUUUCUUGCAAGAGUGGUAAUGGCUGUACGUGAUUGUGAUGUACGGUGUUUACAUUAGAGGAUUUUGAAAUUUGACGCAUUAUUUUUCAUUUGUA